UUUACGACUUCCUGUGCGGUGUCACUUUACGGCAACAUGGCAGCCUGCUGUCUCGAGCUAUGAUCCCGUCGGCUCUUUGACCGUUACAGGCUGAAACUUCGUCAUGAAGACGGUAACGGACCGCACGAGACCAGACGGUCGUUAACGGAGGGCUCGUGAAGAUAAUGAUGAUGUGUUUUGGGAAGAUUUCCGGGCCGUUGUGCCGCAACGCAGCUAAUGUUCGCUGUCUGGUGUCUGCGCGCGGUGCGUCAUGGCGGCACAGAUACACACCUGUCACCGACUACACACCUAUGAAACAGUCCCCGGUUUGCGACUCGUGGCUCUGCAGAGUCAAGGGUACGGACGGCCGCGUCGCGUGCUGGAGUGGGAUCCUCCUCCAGCAGGUCAACGCGACACCUUGGCACGCGCGAGGAACCGUGCUGCUGCCCCGGGGAGGUCACGAGAGGUCGGUGGCACGUUUCCGGUCUCUGCUGCUGUCCCCGAGUGCCCGUGGGCUUUGCAGCGGUAAGACCAAGGAGACACCGGAGAGCUCUCCGGUGGAGGAGCGGAAUGAAGCCGGGGAUUCGAUACCGGGAGAAGGGCUCUUCAAGUUCAAAGAGCUGUAUGAGAACCCGUGGACAAUCCCCAACUUCUUGUGUGUGAGUCGGAUUCUGCUGGCUCCAUUCUUGGGUCACCUGAUCAUCCAACAGCACUUUCACCUCAGCCUGGCUCUGUUCACACUGGCCGGAGCGACCGACGUGUUGGACGGUUACAUUGCCAGAACGUGGCCGACUCAAAAGUCUGCGCUGGGCAGCGCUCUCGACCCAUUGGCUGACAAGAUUCUCAUCAGUUUUUUAUAUGUCAGUCUCACCUAUGCUGAACUCAUACCAGCUCUGCUGACCGCUCUAGUGAUUUCCAGAGACAUCGGUUUGAUAGCUGCGGUCUUCUGGGUCAGAUACAAAACUGUACCUCCACCGGUGACCCUGAGCAAGUUUUUUAACCCCUGCUACACCACAGCACAGCUGAAGCCCACACUCUUCAGCAAGGUGAACACGGCCAUCCAGCUCCUUCUGGUUGCAUCCUCUCUGGCUGCUCCAGUCUUCCAGUAUACAGACAGCGUCCUGCUGCAGGGCUUAUGGUAUGUAACAGCGGUGACAACAGCAGCCUCAGGCUACAGCUACUGGCACUACGGCCGCAAGACUGUCAAGGUGCUAAACACCAGAUCACCAUAGCAAGCGCACGAGAAAACACCCAGAAAGCAUUGCAAAAAGCACCGAACGGUUCCGGUAGAGACACUGAGCGGCCGUGGCAAAAGUCGGACAGACGGACGAUUGGCCAGGAGCUGUGAAACCAAGUAGUUGUGACAGUCAUGGCAAUGACACACGGUAACCAACCAUGGCCGCAGAUGGUCUACUGCAACACUACAGCAGCGCUGCCACUGGACCGGCUGUGGACUAGAGACACCUGCACACAGAUAGAAACUGCAAUCACAAAUAGACCUUACACACACACACACUCUCAAACAUACAUGUUAAGUAAUCCGGCAAAAGCUUCUAUUUUUUCUUAGUUUUUCAAUCAAGAGGUUGCAACAUCAACAUGAUUGUCAUUUUUGUAAACCAAUGAUUUCUGAUUAAAACAGAAAAUCUG
Messenger RNA from Anarrhichthys ocellatus (wolf-eel), 1626 nucleotides. It is a transcript of the gene crls1, whose product is annotated as cardiolipin synthase 1. Gene Ontology annotation, biological process: cardiolipin biosynthetic process. The transcript has 7 exons. NCBI's taxonomy places the organism in Eukaryota, Metazoa, Chordata, Actinopteri, Perciformes, Anarhichadidae. Gene Ontology annotation, cellular component: mitochondrion; membrane. The record is from RefSeq and is a predicted model, not a curated record. Gene Ontology annotation, molecular function: cardiolipin synthase (CMP-forming) activity. The coding region runs from base 165 to 1211 and encodes 348 amino acids.